AUGAUCAAAAUGUUAAAAAAUUCUACAAUAUUUACUACAAAGCAUAGUGUUUGGAAAGUUUAAGAUGAAAAACAAUUAUUCAAGAAUUCAAACAUCAAGUAAGAUUUAAUACAUCCAAUUUCAAUCAUCAAAAAUUAAAAUACAUCUUAAAUAAUUUUAAGUGCUAUAAGAGAACUUGAGGAUAAUGUAUAUACUUUAUAGGACAACUAAGAUUUUAAAUAAUCAAUUAAGAUAUUUAAUAUUUUUCAUUUAGACUCUUGUAAUUCUGCCUUAUUUUUAACAUUAAACCAACUUUGCAAGUCUUUUUAUCCCCUAUCAUAAGAAAUAUGUAAUAUGCUUACUAAUAUCAAAGAAAUCUAUUUAUUAGUAAUUAUUUUAAAUAAUUUAAGUAAUAAAAUCAGAAAAUUUAAAAUGUUUUAAUUUUUUAAAAUAUUUAAAGUUAAUUUAAAAAUGAGAUGUUUAAAGCAAUUCUAUUGUAUAGUCUCUACUCCCAAUAAAGUAUCUUAUUUUUAUUUUAUAUAGCGACUAAGAUAAAACUAAAAUACUUGUUUAUAAAUCUAUCUGGCCUUAACACUGUUGAAUAAGAUUUUUAAAUAAUGAAGGAAAUUAAUUUAAUCAAAAAUAACAGUACAGAUGUGUAUUGCUUAUCAUUUCUAAAAAAACAUUUCUAAUCAAAAAUAAAAAAAGAUUAUAAAUAAAAUUCUUUUUUUGAUUAUUAUUUUUUAGAAAAUACAAAUGAACUAAUAAACUGGUUUUAACUUUAAAAUUACUUCAAACUAAUAAUUAAAAGAAAAAUUUAACAAUUCAAUCCUCAAAUAUGUAUAUUGUAAUUUCAUAUUUCUUUGGAUCAUUUAUAGAAUUCAGAGGAUGGUCUAAUGUUUGAAAACGAUUGCAUUUUGAAAACUGUUCAUUACUUUUCUAAAUUAUCUAAAGAGAAAAUAAUUAUAAAUUUAAUUAUACAGGAUAGUUAAUAAAUUCAUCAAAGUAAUCUAAACUAAUUUAAUUAACAAGGAUAGAAUAUAUUUAUAGAGCAAAAAAUGAAAUUAAAAUAAACGAUAAAUGCUAUUUAAUAAGGAAUAUUUGCUAAUAUAGAAAUUAAAAUUGUUGAUAACAGAAGUAAUAGUUAAAAGUUGAUACAUUUUUAGUAUUUGUUAAAUUAAUUACAAUUUAAAAAGCAUUAAGAAGAGGUUUAAAGAACUUUAAAUAAUUUUAUUUGUCAAUCACCUAUUACUCUUGUAAAUGAUUCCAAAUUAGAAAGUUUAUAAUUUAAAUACAUACCUUGUAUUGAUAAAAGUGGAUCCAUAUUAUUUUUUGAAUACUAUUUUGAUUAAUAAGAAAUUGUAAUAAAUAAUUCAACUUAGAUUAUAUAUCGAUAUUAAGACUAGAUUGUAAUCAUAUUUUAAGGAUAAUAAUUUAAGCUUUUUUAUUGUAAAAUAUAGUGUAGUUGUAUCAAAAAAAAUUGGUAAUAUUUCUAAUAAUAUUUUUAGCUCAUUGCUUGAUUUGAAAUAGUAUUAAAAUUUUGAUCAUAUAAAAUUAGAUGAGGAUAUGAAAUAUCCAACAAUUGCAUUAAAUGAAGAAAAGAUAUACUUAAACUAUGGGUAUUUAGGGGAUUAAAUUUGGGAAUUUAGUCUUUUGAAUUAGAGUGUCAUUAUUAAGAGAAGAAAAAAAUUGAAAAAAAUUCUAUUUUAUUAAGAUGCCGGAGAAUAAUAAAAUUAUAUUUUAGAAAGAGAAGGAGCAAGUGUAUUUUAUAGUUAAUUUGAAAAUGAAGAGAAAAAAUGCUAUUUUAUUUGUGGAGGAGAAUUAGGUUAGUACAGUCCGAUUUGUAAUAUUAUUGAGAGAAUAUUUUCUGAAAAUGAAGAAUUCUCUUCUGGAUUUGUAGAAAAGUGUUUAUUAAAUACAAGUUUGAAGCCUUUUUAACAUUCUUUAGUUUUAGAAGGGGAUAAGUUUGUAAUUUUUCUUCCUGGAGAUUUUAAUAGUAAAAGAUAUAAGUAUUCUUAAAUUAUGAAUCACGAACAUUAAAAAUAUGCUUAGGUUUUAAGAGUGACAAAAAAUUAAUGGAAGAUAGAAAAAAUAAUAAUUGUAUAUGAAAACGAAGAUCUUGGAAAGUAAUAUCCAAUUCAUUUAAUGCCAUAUAAUCAAUAGAAUGUAUAUUCUAUAAAUAAAGAUUAAUGGAUAGUUUGUUUUUUUGGAUUGCAAUUAAAAACACCUGAAUCUUUAAAUUAAUCAUCCUAAAUUAUUUAAAUGGAUGAAUAGAAUUAAAAUUAAUUUUUUUCUACAAAUUGUGAUGGUAAUGAAGAAGGAACUUUAUGCCAAAUGAUAAUCAAAAUGGAUAUCAAAUAUUAAGGGAAUUAACUUUAUAUUUCUAUAACACCAUAUUAAUUUGGCAAAGGCGAAUCAAUUAUCAGACACACAUUUUUAGCUCAAAAUUAAAAAUGA
Molecule: messenger RNA, 2436 nt
Organism: Paramecium sonneborni
Lineage: Eukaryota; Ciliophora; Oligohymenophorea; Peniculida; Parameciidae
Source: the annotation of a GenBank genome assembly